Messenger RNA from Cottoperca gobio, 2258 nucleotides. It is a transcript of the gene gja9a, whose product is annotated as gap junction protein alpha 9a. Gene Ontology annotation, biological process: cell-cell signaling. NCBI's taxonomy places the organism in Eukaryota, Metazoa, Chordata, Actinopteri, Perciformes, Bovichtidae. The transcript has a single exon. The coding region runs from base 1 to 1479 and encodes 492 amino acids. Gene Ontology annotation, molecular function: gap junction channel activity. Gene Ontology annotation, cellular component: connexin complex. The record is from RefSeq and is a predicted model, not a curated record.
AUGGGGGACUGGAACUUCCUUGGGGGGAUUUUGGAGGAGGUGCAUAUCCAUUCUACUAUGGUAGGGAAGAUCUGGCUCACCAUCCUGUUCAUCUUCCGUAUGCUGGUCCUCGGGGUGGCAGCUGAGGAUGUGUGGAACGACGAGCAGGCGGACUUCAUAUGCAACACUGAGCAGCCUGGAUGCAGAAAUGUGUGCUACGACCACGCUUUUCCAAUCUCCCUCAUCCGCUACUGGGUGCUGCAGGUCAUUUUCGUGUCUUCUCCCUCACUGGUUUACAUGGGCCACGCUCUCUACAGGCUGCGGGCGCUGGAGAAGGCACGGCAGAAGAAGAAGGCUCUGCUGCGGAAGGAGCUGGAGUGGGUCGAUGUGGAGUUGGCAGAAGCCAGGAAGAGGAUUGAGCGGGAAAUGAAACAGCUUGAUCAGGGGAAGCUUAACAAAGCUCCUCUGAGGGGCUCUCUGCUGCGUACCUACGUGGCUCACGUCGUCACUCGCUCUGUGGUCGAGGUGGCCUUCAUGACAGGACAGUACCUCCUUUAUGGCUUUCACCUCUACCCGCUCUUCAAGUGUGAGCGGGAUCCGUGUCCCAAUGCCGUGGACUGUUAUGUUUCCAGACCGACAGAGAAAAGUGUCUUCAUGGUUUUCAUGCAAUGCAUUGCGGCAAUUUCCCUCUUCCUUAACAUCCUGGAGAUCACGCAUCUGGGUUACAAGAAGAUUAAAAAGAGCAUCUUGGAAUUCUACCCUCACUUGAGAGACGAGAAAGAUGAACUUGAUGACUUCUACGCCAACAAAUGUAAAAAAGAAUCUGUUGUGCAAAUGUGCACCGGUGUGCCCAGAAAGGCAACGAUUGCCUCUGCAUCCAGUCACUACAACCUCUUGAUGGAGAGGAUGCAAGGCACAAGCAUGUACCCGAACCUUAUCAAACCUUCAACCUUUCUACCUCCUCAGGGCGAGCUGGCCACUCAUCACAAUUUGGGUGAUUCCAGAAGCCCCCCACAUUGUAACUGCACCUUGACUACCAACAAGCCCUGCUCUCUGUGCUGCGACUCCCUGACUAAUCCAAAGCAGGAGGACUUUCUGCAUCUUCCCCCACUCAGUAAAGAGAAUAAUAAUGAAAGAGGGAGCCCUGACUCCCCAAAAUGCCCACAGAAGGCAGCGGACAAUUCCUCCUUCCCCACGCUGCCAGUAAGUGCGUCGAAGAGGCCGUGGAAGGCUCACAGCUCUUUCAAUUGCUCCACAGUGUUGGAGGGUAAAAGCUCAGACACAGAUUCAUACGAGGUGGCAAAAGCAAGCAAAGGACAUCCCUCGACUCAAACACAUUCGAAAUCAGAUGCCAAACAUCAAAGCCGGCCCUCCAGCCCAGAGUCACUGUCUGAAUCCAGCUCAGGAUCCAGGCACAACCCCAGACCCCCGUCCUCCAACUGCAAAACAUCAAUGGCAAGUAAUUCAAGCAGCAAACGAGCGGCAGACCUGCACAUCUAAAAUUCAAAUGCAAACUGCUUCCAAUCCGUGUUGAUUCGACCGUCAUAUCUACAUUUAACAGCACUCUAAGCUGCUUCCUGCCUGGUGAGAGUUGUAUGUUUGUGUUUUUGUUCUAAACUUUUAACAACUCAGUCUAAAUAAUAUGGCGUGGUUUAAAACCCUGUUGCAGUUUAUCUGACACGUAUAAUUGCUUUUGGUGACGAUACAAUAAUGACUUUGUAUAGUUUGUUUUAUAUAUUUUUUCAACUGUUUUUGACUAAUUGCAUGUAUUGCUACCCAAUUAGCAUAACAAUAAAUGUAAUAUAAGCAUUGACGAGAUUAGAUGGGCCUGCACUGGGUCAAAUAUAGACGUCUUAAACGGUGUUUUUCGUCUUAGUGGUACAUAUAUACACAUUGUAAAAAGUUCCAAUAUCAUUUCACUAUAAAGAGAAAUGUCAGUACAUCCUGGCUACUGCACUUGCUCUUUAGGCUGGCGACCGUUUCAUUUUCUCAGUACAUAAGUACACUUGUAAAAUGUAGCAUUUCAUGGUAGACUUAUGACUGUCCCAUAGUAAUGUCAUACUAAACAAAAACAUCCAGAUAUUUAGGGAGUAGAGAUGAGUUAGUCUGAAGUUUUAUUUAUUAUCUAUAUUAUAUAUUUUCAGGCAUUAGAAGAGGGAUUUGGUCAACACAUCAGUUUCCUGAGCAUAUCAAUAAGCAGCUAACAUAGCAGCACUAACCUCACCAACAACACUGUAGGAUUACUGUCCUGCUUCAUAGUUUAUUCUACAAUCAUCAGA